Dendrobium catenatum is the source of this 720-nucleotide messenger RNA. RefSeq lists its product as uncharacterized. The record is from RefSeq and is a predicted model, not a curated record. The transcript has 5 exons. Lineage: Eukaryota; Viridiplantae; Streptophyta; Magnoliopsida; Asparagales; Orchidaceae. Bases 1 to 720 code for a protein of 239 amino acids.
AUGGCUGAAGGUUCUUCCAACUUCAGUGUGUGCGUUGACAAUGAAACAUACGAGGAUUGUACUCUUCUCAGGGUCGAAGGUGAGAAUUGGCAUGGUAUUCUCUUACAAAUAGUUCAGGCCUUGAAUGUUUUCCACGUCACUGGUCACCAUGGCCACAAGCUUAGAGACCCCAGCUUCAUGCGCUACAUGCAAAGGUCUCUUGAUGGCUACCAAGAAGGAAACGGAUCUUACGACAUCGCCCAACUCAAAAUCUGUCGCGACAACAAAGUCAAUGAUGAAUGCCUCACUUGUGGCUGCAUCGCCCUCGAACUAAGCUCUGUUGACUGCCCCGUCAUUUUCUUUAAGAUCAGUGCCGUGAUUUUUGAACUAUCUUUCAUGGUGGAUACGGGUGAAGUAUAUGGUGUUGCAUUCACAAUCAUUCUUCCUUUCAAAGAAGAUUCAAUCCCCAAUCUUCUUAUGCAUCGCCUCCAGCUUGGGGAUGGAAUCGUUAUGAUGCAUGCGGAGAUUGCGGAUGGAAUCUUCUUUGAAAAGAAGAAUGGGUGGUUGGCGGUCGGUGGCGGGGCUGACUAUGGUGAUCGCCGACAGGUUGUUCUUCGAUGUGACCGACGACCGGCGGUGACGGUAGCAGACAUGGCGUCAACCGGCGGUGGUGACCACCGGCCGGGGGUGGCUGUUGGCGGUGGUGGCCGGUGUACGGCGACGGUUGACUAUGGUGGCUAG